GUGUUAUCAUUUGUGGUUUUAGUUAUUAUGACUGCGAUUAUGACGUCACUCGUUCCACUACUCGCGCCAGCCGAUUGGUAAUGUGAACGCAGCAUUAUACGGUUUAAUGAACGACCGACUAUGGCGGCGGCGUGCGGCGCGAACACAGUGCGCAGUCGGCCCCGAGCAACAGGCGGCGCGCGCGCAACUUGCGUUCAUGAAGUGAAAGUCUGCGUGACUCACCAGCUGCAGCCAUGAACGAGUAUGCCGAAUACGGUUGGAAACUGCAUCAAAUGCAGAAUGAGCGACUUUGUGGACCUACCAGAAAACGAUUGACAGAUGGAGAUAGGCAACGUGCUCUCGUUGGCUUGAAGGAGGCCGUCGAUUCAAGUCUCAACCUCGCCUUACGCGACAAAAGCCGAUGCCAAGACGACAACUUCCUGCGGAGGUUCCUUUAUGCGUGUAAACACGAUGUGCAACAGAGUUUCGAAUUAUUGGUGCGCUACCACCAAUUCAGACGGGAUCACCCUGAACUGUGGGCGACACCCGAUGGAGGUGUACUCCGUGCCUUAGCUGAUGGACUUCCUGGAGUGCUCACCGAGCGAGAUCGUCGAGGUCGUUGUGUACUAUUGAUGUUUGCUUCGAAUUGGACACCUCACGCCUGUUCUCUUCUCUCUGUGCAUAGAUCUUUGCUGCUCACAUUAGAACGCACACUCGACGAUGUACAAAAUCAAGCAAAUGGAUACGUGAUAAUCGUGGAUUGGACUGAGUUCACUUUCAGACAAUCGUGUAGUUUACAAGCGAAAGUGUUGAAGUUAAUGAUUGACUGUAUACAGGACUGUAUGCCAGUUCGCUUUAAAAGCAUACAUUUUAUAGGUCAACCGUGGUAUGUGGAAACAGCGUUGGCCGUAAUAAAACCUUACCUCAAAGCGAAAACGCGGGAACGUAUCGUGCUCCAUGGGAACAAUUUGUCGACUCUUCAUGAUUCUCUACCAUUAGACAUUCUUCCAGCUGAAUUAGGAGGUGAGGGUCCAUCUUACAAUUCGGAGAGGUGGAUUCAAGAAUUUUGCCGCGGUGAAAAUAUUUGCCCCGCACCUGUGGCGCCAGUGUCAACGGUUGCUCCACAGGAAAACGAACCACCCACUGCAAAAUUAGACAAAGCUUACAUACAAAAGGACAGUGCAAAUUUCUCGUUUCACGGCAGCGAAAAAAGUGCAAAAUCAGAGUUACUACGUGAUAAAGAUUGAUUCUGAAGUUCUGAUCGAUCGCAACGGUGAAAUGGACGGCUCCCUGUCUGGUCACGCUUGUGGCGACGUAUGUACCAAUGUGUAUACGUGCUCCGGACAGAUUAUGUGAUAUCGUGUGUAUUCUUAAUGCUAAUUUAUUGUCCAGAGACUGUAGAGGGUAAACGCCUCAUUAGAAAGCGUUUCGUAUAUGGCCAGGUGCAUUUAUAUGGUCUCGGACUUAAUGGCUCCACUCGGUCGGUGGAUAUUCGUUUCGGUUGGUGGUCAUAUAUUUAAUGAGUCAGCGCAGUUUUGUCUGGCGGGCGGGUGGUGCGGCGAGGUCGACGCAUCCCCGCGCUGCAUCGCCGGCGCUCGCCGCCGUGCUCGCGCGCCAUGCGCCUCUCUCGCUAACACAUGUAACGGUGCCGAGCUCUCAUUUUGCCGCAUCCGCUCGACUCAAGAGCACCGCAUUCGACUUGUCGUUGCAUCAAACUGCUCUCAGCUACUUUCUUACUUUACUCUAUUAUAAUUAUUAUUUAUUAUCACCUAACCAGUACUUGUAGUAAAAAAUAUCUCAUUUAUUAUAGCAAAUACAAGAUUUAAUUAUAGCUUUGCUCACGAGGCUUGUUGCGCAUUUAUUAUGAUUAUAAUGUUAGGUCCAUGUUUAGAAAAUAAUACAGCGAUGAUGUGAAAUAUUUUAAUAAUAAGUAUCUAUUGUAUUCGAUUGUUGUUCGUCAGUCAUCCUGUGUGGUGUGUUAAGUCUAUGUUUUGUCAUAAAUUAUUUUGUGUGUGCUAUUGUAUGUACUUACUAACUGGAUAGGCCUCGCUCGAUGUAAGAAAAUGUUGAUGCUCUCUUCCAUUAUAAUGAUUAAUUUAUAUUACGAUCAUUAUUAGCUGUAUAGACAGACGACUGCUGUGACACUAGCUUAUACAGUAAUCUAGAAUAGUAAGUAAUAUUUAAGAAACCCACUAAAAUGUUGAUUGGAGACCAUGGCAAUAUGAAAAAUUCCAAUUAAAUCAGAUAUAGAUACCUAUUGAAAACUGAUAUUCAAUAAAUGUAUCAAACACAA
Chilo suppressalis (striped riceborer) is the source of this 2272-nucleotide messenger RNA. Lineage: Eukaryota; Metazoa; Arthropoda; Insecta; Lepidoptera; Crambidae. The record is from the annotation of a GenBank genome assembly.